Molecule: messenger RNA, 1413 nt
Organism: Cryphonectria parasitica EP155
Lineage: Eukaryota; Fungi; Ascomycota; Sordariomycetes; Diaporthales; Cryphonectriaceae
Exons: 2
Coding region: 1-1413 (470 amino acids)
Biological process (GO): mitochondrial tRNA methylation; tRNA N1-guanine methylation
Cellular component (GO): cytoplasm; mitochondrial matrix
Source: RefSeq, a predicted model, not a curated record
AUGAAUCUUCUACGACCCCCUGUGCUCCAGCCCAGCGCCGUGCUCAACAAGGCCGCCUUCACCAAGACACUGAGCCUGGCCGCUGCGGCAGUGCGCGACAACAAGAACAUCACACGCAUCCGCCAGGCCCUGACCAAGAACGCAGCCAUGCUCUCUCUAGAACGCAUCUCCACCGUCGUCCCGGACCCAGACGCUCUCCUUGCCGCCAAGGGCCGCAAAGCUCUGCUACUCAACCCGACCAUCUCCCCAGCGAAACCCGAGACGUGGGGGCCCGUGGUGUCGGAGCUUGUAAGGCAGGAAGAGGUCGGUAUCGUGCCGUAUGAGCUGCAGCUGGACUAUGACUACUGGACGUACCGGGACGUGAUGACGGCGCAGCUGCCGCCGGAGCUCCACGACGACAUCCCUGCGGGCUUCAACACGGCGGGCCACGUGGCGCAUCUCAACCUGCGGAGCCAGCAUAUCCCCUACAAGCAGUUGAUCGGGCAGGUCCUGGUCGACAAGAACCAGCACAUCACCACGGUCAUCAACAAGGUGGAUAAUGUGGGCGAUGAGUCCGAGUUCAGGACGUUUGCCUAUGAGGUCCUGGCGGGGCCCGACGACCUCAACGUCGAGGUGAACGAGAACGGAUGCGUGUUUCAGUUUGACUACGCCAAGGUCUACUGGAACAGCAAGCUCGAGAAGGAGCACACGAGGCUGAUCAGGAUGUUUAAGCCUGGUGAGGUGGUCUGUGAUGUGAUGGCGGGGAUUGGACCCUUUGCGGUGCCGGCUGGGAAGCGCGGCGUGUUCGUCUGGGCGAAUGAUUACAACCCCGAGAGCUACAGAUUCCUACAGGAUGCUAUCGCCCGGAAUAAAGUCCACCCUUUUGUCCGGCCCUUCAACAAAGACGGCCGUGUUUUCAUCCAUGAAGCCGUCGACAGCGUUCUAGCCGCCAACAGUGCCGGUGAAACGGUCACAAUCCCCUCAAAACAAAAGGUCUCCCGCAGCAAUCCAGAUGCGCAGCGGCCCCCGCCCACCGUUAUCCCCCUACCUGCCACCGUGUCCCACUUCGUGAUGAACCUGCCUGCGUCUGCAACGGAAUUCCUUCCCCACUUCCGAGGCCUCUAUGCAGGUCACGAGUCCCUGUUCGCACCACACACGGCCACGAAGCUGCCGGUGGUUCAUGUCCACUGCUUCGCGCUCAAGAGCGACGAGGACGUGCCGCGCAUCGAUGUCGCAGAGAGGGUGUCGAGGGAGCUAGGGAGCACGGUGGUCUGGGAUGGAGUGAAGGACACGCCGGGCGGAAAGGCGGGCGAGGGGGAUUUGGAGGAGGGCAUGGUUGGGGUGCAUCUCGUCCGGGAUGUGGCGCCGGCCAAGAGCAUGUACUGCGCGAGCUUCAGGCUGCCGGCUGAUGUAGCCUUUGCUCCGAGGAAAUGA